Molecule: messenger RNA, 1476 nt
Organism: Aspergillus brunneoviolaceus CBS 621.78
Lineage: Eukaryota; Fungi; Ascomycota; Eurotiomycetes; Eurotiales; Aspergillaceae
Product: serine/threonine-protein phosphatase 2A activator
Exons: 1
Coding region: 59-1327 (422 amino acids)
Biological process (GO): mitotic spindle organization
Cellular component (GO): nucleus; protein phosphatase type 2A complex; cytoplasm
Molecular function (GO): peptidyl-prolyl cis-trans isomerase activity; protein tyrosine phosphatase activator activity
Source: RefSeq, a predicted model, not a curated record
GCACCAUCCAUUAGUAGUAUCGUCGUUCUUCUUGGCCUUUCUUACCCGCCAUCUCACUAUGGCCUCAGAGGUCUCCGUGCCGAGUCUGGCACCCAAGCCCAAGAUUGACUUGUCCAAGAAGCUUUCAGAGCUUCGAGCGAGCAAGAGCAAGUCGAGCACAGCACCCUCCAAAGAGCCCGCACCAGUCACCCCGCCUCUACCUAGCCCUCCCGACCUCACCUCCCACCAAUAUACCCGGCCGGUCCGUCGAAUCCUAUCACGAAAUGAUCACGAACUCUUCCUCUCUUCCCCUACAUACAGACUGAUCCUCGGUUUCAUCUUCGGACUCUCCGAUUCCGUACGAGGACGGGCGACAACCGAAGCUGGCAAGCCUUCUCCCACCAUCACCAAAGUACAGUCCGUGGUCGACCAAAUACGCUCACUUCUUGAACGCCACCCUUCCCUCGACCAGAACGGCUCGCGCUUUGGUAACCCAGCAUUCCGCGAUCUGUUCGACGAUGUCGCGAGACAGAGCGAGGCAUGGCAUCGAGACAUAUUCGGGUUCGAGGACCCGGCCCUUCUCGAAGAGGCAUCUACAUACCUUAUCAACUCGUUAGGGUCGCGGGAUCGACUCGAUUACGGCUCUGGUCACGAGCUGAACUUCAUGAUGUGGCUACUAUGUCUCCGCCAGGUGGACCUGUUUUCGAAACCCGACUUCCCUGCGAUCGUCUUCCACGUGUACGUUAGUUACAUGCGGUUGAUGCGCGACAUUCAGACCACAUACUAUCUCGAACCCGCCGGGUCCCACGGUGUCUGGGGUCUGGACGACUACCACUUCCUGCCGUUCCUGUUCGGCGCCUCGCAGCUCGUGGCCCAUCCCUACAUCACCCCGCUGUCGAUCCACAACAUGGCGGUGCUCGAGGAAGAAAGCGACAAUUUCAUCUACCUGGAUCAAGUGCGGUGGGUCGACAGCGUGAAGACCGUGAAAGGGCUGCGCUGGCACAGCCCCAUGCUAGAUGACAUCUCGGGGGCCAAAAAUUGGAGCAAGAUUGAAGGCGGCAUGAAGAAGAUGUUUGUCAAGGAAGUUCUGGGCAAGUUGCCCAUCAUGCAACACUUCCUUUUCGGUAGCCUUCUGCCCGCCGCGCCUGGGAUGACGGAGGUCACCGAUGACAUGGAGAGCGAGGAGCACGACCACGAGCACGAACACGGUCCUGGCCAUGAUCACACCAAUCACCUGGAUUGGUUCGGCGAUUGCUGUGGCAUCAAGGUCCCCAGCACGGUUGCUGCGGGAGCCGAGAUGCGGAAACGAGGGGGAGGAUCAGGGCUACGCCCGAUUCCGUUCGAUUGAAACCCAUGUUUCAUGCCACAGAGCACGAACCAUGGCCCUUGAGGGACAACUAGGAGAUAACAUUAUGAUAUCAAUAGCAUGAAAUAGCAUGAAACGUCAAAAAGCAUAGAACAUAGUCUGCCAAUAAUGACAAUCGCGCCACUGGUGGC